AUGAAUGCAGUGUAUGAUUGGGUAGGUUCGCUUAGCUUGACACCAGAACAUUUCACUUUGACAGAUUUUGUGGCAAGUAGAUUUGAAGAAGAACAGUCUGUUAGACAUGCAUCUUCUGUUGUUUUGUACAUGCGAGAACGGUGUGAUGAUGAUGAUGAUGAUGAUGAUUUACCGAAAUUUAUGGUUUCUUCUGAUAGUGAAGCAUCAAAUUCCUUAAUGCAUGUCCAUGAACCAAAUGAAUAUCUUCCAAACAAAAUAAUGGAAGAAGAUGAAAGGUACGGUUUUCCAUUACACAUAUAAUUUUGUUCCUGUAUCAUAGAUGACUGUUGAUUGAUUCGUUUGGGAAAGGGGGUUAGAUAAAAUUUAAUGGGUAUAUAUAUACAUGGUCACAAUAGACAUCAGAGGUGCUUACGUCACACAGUUCUGAAUCCAUAUAAACAUUAUAUAUAUUUUCCUACAUGUUUCCCACAUUGCAUUGCAAUUUAUUUUUUGGCACUGGCGUGACGUAAUCACUUCUAAGGUUUAUUACAUGAGUAAUAAAGUCAACCAUGCAUAAGCAACAAAAUUUUAAAAUGAUGUGCCCAUGCAUGUGAAGUGUGGAGCCAGCUUGAUUGAUCUAUAUGGUGACAAGAGAAUGUAAUUAUCGUAAGAGAAUGUAAUUUGUAUUGAGCCGAUAGAAGAACCCUUUUAUACAAUUUAUCUUGUUCUAAUUAAUAUAAACUAAACUCUCGACUUAUAGUGACCAUGAAAAUGGCUCAGAAGCAAGUACUCUGUCACAGGUACGGUAUGUUUAAUGUUUUACAAUAAAUAUUUACCUCUAUUAACCGGGCGCUUUUCGUUAUUUCGCUUCUCUCCUUCCAAAACAGCGAUUCUUCGUUUCACUUGAAAAAAGUACAUACAUACAUACAUACAUACAUACACACAUACAUACAUACAUACUUUAUUGUAUUCCUCAAAGAGGCUUUUCAACACUAAUUUACAUGGAAUGGUGAUUAAAAAACAAGGUUAAGAUUACAUAUUUAAAAAUUUACUAGGAAAAAUCUUCUAUUAUUAAAAUAGUCCAUUAGGCAUUACUAAGAAUACAGUCUGUCUAACAUGUCUUUCUUUAAUUUAUUCUUAAAACUUCUCAAAGAUGGCAUUUGUUUCGUGUUAUUGUCCAGAUCAUUCCAUAGUUUCGCCCUUCUAUAAUGAAAUGUUCUCUGGCCAGUGGUGGUAUUAUAAAUCGGUAUUUGGAGGAGCUCUCGGUUAUGAGUGUCACAUGCAUGUAUAUUUGUUCGUUUACUAAAUUUAUUGCACAAGUAAGGUGGGGCUAGAUUGUUAAUACACUUAAAAACUGUACUGUACACUUAAAAACUGUAAAAACUGUAUCUCUAAAAAGAAAGUGUUCAUUAACUUGAAGCCAAUUCAGUUCUCGCAGUUUUGGUGAGAUAUGAUCGAACUUCUUGCUGUUUGUCACGAUCCUGCACGCGAAGCUUUGUACCAGUUGUAGCUUGUUAAUAUUUUUGGCCGAAAUAUUGAACACCGAGGAAAUUUCGUGUAUUUGUAAUUUUCUAAUAAAAUUAUACAUUUGUCUAAUAUAAAGAACAAUUUCCACCGUUAAUGUGGUACAGUAUGCCAUGGAGCUAUUUCAUACAUUAUUCGAAUUAAAAAAAAAAUCUUAAUUAUCAUUUGUUAUAUCAACUUUGCACUAUCAUUUGGAUCUCUGAGUUCAUAUCUGAAAUCAUUUCCUUGUUGCAGGGAACGUUCCCGUCGGAAACCUACAGACGACAAAUGCGACAGCUGGAGCGAAUGAGAGAAGUAUUAGCCGAAGACGAAGAACCAUGUAAUAUACAGUUUUCAACUAUACUGUCAUAGUAGAAAAUCCUUUUUGCAUAGAACGCAUUAAAACUUGGUCCGAAAUCGAGAGAAACCGAAAAAAAGUUCCUUCAGCAAGUAGGGCGAGUGUUCACAUGGAGUUUCACGUUUCUUUCAUACGGACAAAAUAUUAGACAUACCCAUUCAAGUUUAUUUUUUGUACAUUACAUUUUAAAUUGCUUUUGAAAUUUUGACUUCAAUUAACUUUAAAAUUUGGAAUUUUAUAAAUGUUUAAUACAGUAGGAGAUUUGGUAUUUCGAAAAUGGACAUUGGACCUUCGAAUAUAGAUUCUCGACCCUUGACUUUUUAGUAUCGAUACUUGACACUAAUUUUACUUCUUUAUUUUAUACCUAAAACUUUGUUUUUAGCUACAUCACAAACAGAUGAAAAUCAUGAUGACAAAAAUCUUCAGAGCGUUCGAGAGGUUCAUGUUCGACGAGCGACGAUCGUCGAUGAUGUAUUGAAUCAGUUCAGGGAUCCAACAAUCUUGCGUUGUAGCCUAGCGGUGACGUUCAAUGACGAAACGGGCCUUGAUUUUGGUGGCUUAACUCAAGAACUUUUCAGUACGUUUUGGGAUGCAGUCUGGGAUAUGUAUUUCGAAGGAGAAACAGCAAAGGUGCCAUUUGUUCCUCCGCAGUCCAUAGCUAACAGUAAAGCUGCAUUUAAAGCUAUUGGCAGAGUUCUUGCGCAUGGAUGG
Messenger RNA from Paramuricea clavata, 2551 nucleotides. NCBI's taxonomy places the organism in Eukaryota, Metazoa, Cnidaria, Anthozoa, Malacalcyonacea, Plexauridae. The record is from the annotation of a GenBank genome assembly.